This is a messenger RNA of Cladophialophora psammophila CBS 110553, 1560 nucleotides long. RefSeq lists its product as uncharacterized. The record is from RefSeq and is a predicted model, not a curated record. The transcript has a single exon. Lineage: Eukaryota; Fungi; Ascomycota; Eurotiomycetes; Chaetothyriales; Herpotrichiellaceae. The coding region runs from base 1 to 1560 and encodes 519 amino acids.
AUGGAGAUCGUGUCUUCUCCGCACCUAUCUUCGAGCGAUGCAUUAGAACGGGUCGGCAAUGACUCUCAUAUUCCCCCCAAUCCGACCCUAGCACCAACAACGAACACCACAGCCCCGAGGAGACAUACAAAGGGACUGUCCCUAAAUUUCCCCAUUCUGGUGCCUACCAAUGUGUCAACCUCGCUUUCUCCGACUAUCGGGUCUGGAGUACAGAGCCCGGUCGAAUCAGCCAGAUCGUCGCCCCGUACACGUGGCGCCCCUUUCAAAAGCCCCGAUCCUGCGGCCGAACCACAGGAGAAAACCAAGACGAGGGGGAGCGCAGAAUUCUUGACUCUGCUGGCUGCGCAGGAAAGGAGGGUUCUAGAGUUGAAGGAAGAACUACAACGGGCAGAAGCGGACUUGUUGGUGCUGAAGAAGCAAUGGGCAGCCUAUGAAGCAAACAAGAAGAGAGAUGAAGUGAGACAAGUAAAGAAGCUCCAGCCCGUGGCAUUGGAUGACGUCGUUGGCGGCGAAGGCGCCGUCGCAGAGGAAGACCUCGAUGAAGAACGAAGGCGAAAGCGUGCUCUGGUGGAGAGAAACUACACGAAUCAAGCAGCUUCGGCGAACAACACCGGAUCUAUUGGUUUGGUUAGGAAGGGGUCAAAGCGAGUCUUUGAAGGAGGCCGACAUACGAGAACCUUGAGUCUACUCAGUCCGACAUCUACAAAAGGCGUGCUAAAACACGCAGAAGAGGCGAAAGGCACCAAGGAUGGCAUGACGGAAGCCGAUUCCGAGCAAGCCAGCAGACCUUCGCUCUCAAGGAUGGCAACUCUUGACAGUUUGAUAUCUGGCGAUGCCCUUCACCUUGGAUUUGGGAAGACAUACAAAGAGCUAGCAGCACAUCGGAGAUCCCUGCCCCCAGUGGCCGCGGAUCUACUGGUGAAGCAGGGAAAGCAGGUAUAUGAUGGAGUAAGAGAGGGCCUAUGGACCUUCUUUGAAGAUAUUCGCCAAGCCACCGUUGGAGAAGAGGGCAUCAAUGGGACUGCAGCUCAGCAGCGCCCCGUGAGGUCGAGUCAGAGAAAAGUUCGAAGAAAAUCCUCGGACAAGCCAGCCAAACCCAACUCAAAGGACAAUACUGAAAACCCCAAUUCUCGUUCGAUGGAGCCGUCAUUCUGGAGAGAGUUUGGGCUAGAUACACCGCAGAAGAGUUCGACUCGACCAAUGGCGGCGGAGAAGUCUAAUGGACAUGUUCAGCAAAAAAGUAGUACCGACUCCUCGAACACGCCCAGUCUGUUGCCAGAUUUGAACGACAACGACGAGGUCGAAGAUGGAUGGGAUGCGUGGGACUCGCCAAUGAGCAACCGAGAACCACCAAUUGUCGGGAUGGGGGAGAUGAGACAAAAGCCAGAAGACGUAGAAUCCGGUCUUCCUUGGCCGGAACUUGAGAGGAUUACUCCGAGCAAGCUCACCCGCACAGUGAGCGAUCUGAUGAAGGAGUGGGAUUCAAAUCAAGACGACCCAGUUAAAACAAAUGGACUGGAAAAUGGGCAGAUGCAUAUACUCGACAGUCCACAUAUGUGA